UGCGCAGUUGAAGUUAUUCAAUUAACCAUAUCUAAAACUAUUGUAAAGCUAGCGAGCAAUGGAGCAAAUCAAACUGAAAACAAGAGAUGGAGGCAUCAUGAGCGUGAAGAGGAGCGUGCUUAAGCUUUCGCCGGUGUUGCUUGCAAGGCUGGAAGCUGUGGAAAAGACCCUGGAUCAGGAUGGAAAGAAUGUCGACUUCAUCGUUGUUCCUGAAGUGGAUGAGGCGCAUUUGCAGCUUCUGAUGGAUUGGAUGAAACAUCGCGAUGGUAGGGUUGUUGCUCUCGACGGUGGAAGCUCCGAAAUUCCCAACAACCAGGAACACAAUGGCGUGGAACAAAAUCCAUCGGAUCAACCCUGGACCGAAUGGGAUGAGAAAUAUUUUGUCGAACAUCACGAGCAUGCUUACCUGUUGAUUAGCGUGGCAAGCGCACUGAAUAUAGACAUAUUUGUGAAAACUUGGAGUCGCCGACUGUUCGAAUGGAUAAGAAGCAAGAGUCAAAGCGAGGUGCAGGAAAUGGUGUGCUUAUACAAAGGCACAGCUUCAAGAUUCCUGAAUUACGACGGAUCUUCUAUGGAUAUGGAGAUGGAUUUUUGUGACUAAAAUCAGAGUGGAACAAUCAGCUA
This is a messenger RNA of Anopheles coustani, 624 nucleotides long. RefSeq lists its product as uncharacterized. The record is from RefSeq and is a predicted model, not a curated record. Bases 59 to 601 code for a protein of 180 amino acids. The transcript has a single exon. Gene Ontology annotation, biological process: ubiquitin-dependent protein catabolic process. Lineage: Eukaryota; Metazoa; Arthropoda; Insecta; Diptera; Culicidae.